AUGAGUGACGACGAGCUUGACCACGUUGUGGAUAUUCGCGAUAUUGUCGAUGCCAUUGAUGAAGAAGAAGCCGUUGUUAUGGGUGGAAUCGAUGGUCAGGCAACA
Molecule: messenger RNA, 105 nt
Organism: Protopolystoma xenopodis
Lineage: Eukaryota; Metazoa; Platyhelminthes; Monogenea; Polystomatidea; Polystomatidae
Source: the annotation of a GenBank genome assembly